This is a messenger RNA of Striga asiatica, 3243 nucleotides long. NCBI's taxonomy places the organism in Eukaryota, Viridiplantae, Streptophyta, Magnoliopsida, Lamiales, Orobanchaceae. The record is from the annotation of a GenBank genome assembly.
AUGGCGGAUUCAACCCCCGCGCCAGAAACCGCCGCCGCCGUCGCCGAGCCUACUACCGUUCCCGACAAACCCGAAUCCAACGCUCGACCUGCGCAGCCCGAUCCAUCUUCCUCUGCGCCACCUCCGUUUCCCUACCCUAACCCUAGCGCGCCUCAGCCGCCCUCGGUUUUGAAUCCUUCUCAGCUCCCGAUCCAGCCUUCAUUCCGCCCCGCUUCACCGGCGAUUCAAGUGCCUUCUGCUGGAGCCACGCCGCAGUUCUCCCCUGUUACUUUUCAGAACCCCGGGAUCCCGCAUCCGAUGUUGGCCAUGGCUUCGUCCACGACGGUUGGGGGUGUGCCACCGCAGGUUCAGGUGGCUGCUGUGCAUCCAGGGAUGGCCCCACCGUAUCCCUUACCCGGUCAGCCAAUGAGAAUUUUGCCGCAGAUGCCAAAUGGUUUUCCGGCUAUCCCGCAGGCUGUUCCCCCAGGUGCAAUUCCUCAGGGUUGGUUUUCUUUCUUUCUGCCAUACAAAUUCUCGACCUCUGAUAAUCAUCCUAUGUCCCUGUUCUAUCCACUUAGUUUUGCAUUUUCUUUUAAGUGGAGUAGGUUUAUUCAAGGAGUUGUUCGUUAUCCUUCUCCUUAUGCACCAAUGGUUCGACCAACAUUUCCUCCACGACCGUUGAUUGGUGUUAUGCCACCAUUGGCACGCCCUCCUAUUGUUGGCAUUCGUGGCCCAGUCAUUCCUCAUAUUGUUCCUAGGCCGCCUGCUACUGUUGUUACAGCAGAAGAGCCACAGACAACUGUUUAUGUUGGAAAGAUAUCUUCAACAGUGGAUAACGAUUUCAUGUUGUCUCUGCUGAAACUUUGUGGCCCUGUGAAGAAUUGGAAGCGUCCUCAAGAUCCCACUGGGAUUUUGAAAGGUUUCGGAUUUUGUGAAUUCGAGUCUGCGGAAGGAGUUCUUCGUGCACUGCGGCUUCUGAACAAACUAAGUAUUGAUGGGCAAGAGCUUAUGUUAAAUGUAAAUCAAACAACUCGGAAAUAUCUUGAACGUUAUGUAGAGAAAAAAACUGAAAGUUCAAAGAAACAAUCAGAAACUGAGGGUGGUGAGAAAGAGGAAGCGAGUGCGUCAGGCGCUGCUACCAACGAAACAGUGAAGCCCAAUGAAGAAUGUCUGAAGCCACCAUCGGACGAACAAAAAAAGGACGAGGAUGAGAUGAACAAGGAAAAUAGUGAUGCUACAAAUUUUGGUCUCGUUACCGAUGAAGACAGGGAUGCUGACCGCGAGGCACGUGAGAAGCUCACAGGCAUGAUAGAGGAACGGUUGAAGAACAAUCCACUACCACCUCCACCCCCUCAGAGACCCGUAGAUGGUCCUGGAAACUCGCACUCUGAACAGCCUUCUGGAUCAAGGGAUGAGGAAUCGGAAGAUGAUGUGGCAAAGAAUAAUUCAGAAGACAAAAAUGAAGAUGAUAAGACUGCUGAAAGCAAACCUAUGAGCGAGUUUGAGAGGACUGAUGGCGGUUCACCUGAUAGGAGUAGAAGGCAUGAUAGGAGCAGAGACCUUGACCGUGAGAGACGAGAAAAGGAAAGGGAACUUGAAAGAUAUGAGAGAGAACGGGAGCAAGAAAGGGCUAAGAGGGAGAAAGACAGAGUACAUAGGAGCCGAGAAGAUGAACGCAGGUACAAGGCCCGCGAGAAAGAGUGGGAAGCUAGGGAAAGAGAGAGGGAACACUGGAGGAAGAGAGAGAGGGAAAGAGAGAAACAGAAGGCCCAUGAAAGGAAGUGGGAGAUCAUUGAUCAAGAGCAUGAUGAUGAUGAUGGAUAUGGAAAGAAGAGGAAAUACAAGACGAGCGAUGAAGAGAGGAAAAGGAGACAGAGGGAGAAAGAAGAUGAUCUGGCCGACCGAUUGAGAGAGGAUGAAGAAAUUGAAGAAGCUAAAAUUAGGGCCCUAGAGGAACAACAGAAGAAACAGCUUGAGGUUCUGAAAACAGAAGAACCUGUUAAUGGACUAGAGAAUGCUGUUUUACCAAAUGAAUCCAAUCAUGAAGACCAUUUUAAUGCUGAUCAGACCGUUGAUCACAAACUAGACCAUGGUGCUUCUGAAGCGGGUGAAGAGGUCUUACAAAAUGGUGUCAGUGAUGAUUUUGUUACAUCAUCAAAUUCUGAUGCAAGGCAAAGUAGCAAUUUGCCCACUAGGAAGUUGGGAUUUGGUCUUUUAGGGUCUGGAAAACGAACUACUGUCCCUUCUGUAUUUAAUGAGGAUGAAGACGAGGACGCACACAAGGACAAGAAGAUGAGACCUCUAGUCCCAAUUGAUUACUCAACUGAAGAACAGCAAGUGAUUCAACCUUCAAUACCUGAAGGCCCAUCUGCCAAUAUUGCUGCUGCAGCAGAAUAUGCGAAGCGUAUUUCAACAGCGAGUGCUAAAGAAGAGAAACCUGACAUAGAAAAAGAGAGAAACCGACGUUCUCAUGAUAGAUCCGGCCAUCGAGAUCGAGAUAGGCCAGAAGUAGAGACUAAUAGCACACGUGAAGAGAGCCGAAAUGAUAUUUUGGACAGGGAGAGGUCAAAUAAGAAGACCCCUGAAAACCAGAAGCUUUUGGAUGCUAAGCAGUUGAUCGAUACAAUCCCAAAGACCAAGGAUGAGUUGUUUUCAUAUGAGAUAAAUUGGGUGAUCUACGACCAGAAUGCGCUGCACGAGAGAAUGAGACCAUGGAUAUCAAAGAAGAUUACGGACUAUUUAGGAGAAGAAGAGGUUACACUUGUAGACUAUAUCGUGUCCAGCACUCAGGAGCAUGUUGAAGCUAGUGAGAUGCUUGAGAGACUCCAAACCAUUUUGGAUGAUGAGGCUGAGAUGUUUGUUCUAAAGAUGUGGAGAAUGCUUAUCUUUGAGAUCAAGAAAGUUGAGACAGGCCUGGCCCAGAGAUCAAAGGCCUGAAUAGCAUAAAAUAAAACUCCUGUGGGCAUAUGGAGGCUUGGUGUAUUUUACUUAAGCAGCAUAACAUUUGUUUUCUUUGUUUUUUCACUCUGUAUUAGAGAUUGAAUCAUCAUACAUUAUGGUUUUAGUCCGUUGGAUUAGGCAACAUUUUUAAAAUUGAUGCGUUGAACUAUGUUGUAGCAAUUUUGUUCCGCAUGAUGGGGAAGAAAUGGUACGAUAUGAGUUGCAUCCCACUGUUGAAGGGUGAGGAAAAUAACUUUUGCCACCUUCUUUUGUAUUGGUCGCCAUAAAUGCUCUACUGAGGUUAUAGCUUUCUAUUUCGUUAUA